Acanthaster planci (crown-of-thorns starfish) is the source of this 660-nucleotide messenger RNA. RefSeq names its product cell adhesion molecule 3-like. Lineage: Eukaryota; Metazoa; Echinodermata; Asteroidea; Valvatida; Acanthasteridae. The record is from RefSeq and is a predicted model, not a curated record.
AUGGGCUGGCUACAUGCCUCACUAUGCGCACUGCUACUCGUCUGCAUGCUGAACGCUACUUUUGCCGCCAUCACCGACCUUGUGGACACAACGGUGGUCCUGGGCAGAGACGCAACUCUGUUUUGUAGUAACAGUGAACACACAUCAGGCUUUGCCCAGUGGAUUGACAUCACUGUUAGUGGCAGUCCAGUACCAUUUGCUACCCAGGCUGAUGGAGUUCAAAGAGUUCCUCCUGAAACAUACGGAAAGUAUGCCAACUUUGAUUUGGAUUCAGGAUCUGUUACACAGUUGGACCUCAAGAUAUCAAGUGCUGAGCUUGAAGAUGAAGGGACGUAUUCAUGCACCUUAAAUCCAGACACCGAAACAGCCACACUGACUAUAGAAAUUGAAGGUGCAGAGCCAACAAUUACAAUUGACGGUGAUUCAUCAGGAAAUCCCAUCAUUCUGAGAGCAUCUGAGCCAAGCGUGCUGAGAUGCACAGCCAGGGGCUUCAGACCUGCAGUCACUUUGGAGUGGUACAAGAACAGUGUCCAGAUAACAACAGGCGUCAGUCCAGAGGCACCUACUCCUAACGGAGACGCAUUUGACACAUCGGGCACGCUGACAUUUACGCCAACUAGUACUGUGGAAGACUUGCAGAAGCCAUUAGAAGCCUCCUAA